This is a messenger RNA of Lactuca virosa, 768 nucleotides long. Lineage: Eukaryota; Viridiplantae; Streptophyta; Magnoliopsida; Asterales; Asteraceae. The record is from the annotation of a GenBank genome assembly.
AUGCUUGAAUCAUCAAAGGAGUUGGUCAAUGAGGUUGUGAUUUCUCCAGUUGAGACAGAGAAUGAAAUCAACAUUUUCAAGCAACCAAACAAUCCAACGCCUGAACAUAUGGAAGCCCUUAUCGAAAAAUUACAGUCAACUGCUUGGAAGCCUCCCCAAGUAGUUCAUGUUACUACUGAGUCUCCAUCUGGGAGUGAUAAAGACGAUUCAAAUGCCUCCCUGAUACCAACUUCUAAUGUUGAACCAGCCCAGGUUAAUCAAGAUGAUCAAAGUCCAAUUGUUGAACCAGGCCAGGUUAAUCAAGAUGAUCAAAACUCAACUUUUGACGAAGACUUCUUAGCUAAUGAGGAAACUUUUGCCUCGGGAAGCUCUUCUGCCCCACCACCUCCAGAGCACGAUUCUGCAUCUGUCAAGUUAGCCAAGCUACUUGCUUUUCAAGACACUAUUCCUCAGUCAAGAGGAAAUGGAAUAUCUAUUGGCUCAGGGCAAGGAGGUGAUGAAGACUCUCAACAAACCAUUUUUGAGCUCAAACAAGAGAUCGUAAUUUUCAAACAAGAGAAGGACUUGCUGAUUGGCAACUUGGAUGUGAGAGUUUCUGAGCUUGCAAAAGAAAAUUCUCAAAAGAGUUCUAAUGAUGGAAAAGCUUCAGAUACAUCUGAAAGAUCGUGUUUAGUCCUGCCUAAGAUUCUAACCUUGAUCAAUUUCUGUCUCCUGGCUCCGUCACAGCUGAAGAAAGAAGGGAGAAGCAGAGAAGAGUUGAUAAGCUGA